UGUUUUCAGCUGUUUUACAGAUUCAGAUUAAUAAUAAAUAAAGUAUGCUUUCAGACUGCAACAUGCAAUUAUCAAUAAAUCUACACAUUGUCUUCCUGACGAAUCAUUUGGACUUUUUAUCGGAAAUCACUAACAUUUUAAAAGCUUUGAAUGAGACUUUUUAUUUGAAUCCAUCUCUCCUCCAAUAGAUGUGCUACUGUUAAAGGCUCACUAUCACACUUAAUCUUGCGCGGUCCAUGAAUACAUCUCUGGUGUGACGUUGGUAAUUUGCCAGAUUAUCUGCCAACACUUUUUUUUUUUUGGAAAGGCUAUGUUUGUUCUGAUAGACCAAGAGCUUUUUGAACCAAUCAAAAGCAAGCUCUAGACUGAGAAAGGGGUGAUUCUCAUAACCUGCACCUUUCAUAUGCCUCAAUCACAAACUUAGAUCCUAACUGUACAACUGUGCUUUGUCUUUAUCUUGACUUUUACAGACUGAUAUUCUGACUCUGCUCUGACUUUAACAUUUUGGCAUUUCUCCGCCAAUAUUGUUUGUUUGUUUUUUCCUUUGUACCCUGAAAUAUCCGGUAAGCACUUUUCUGCUGCUGUAUCGGGCAUGGGGGUCGGGUCGCUACUAGCGGUGGCUGCCUACAAGGGCUGGGAUGACUGAUUGAGGAGCUGCUGAAACCCUGACAGUCGAAGGUCAGAAUCUGGCAACUGACAACGUGACGGUGAUUGAGGGGGAAAUGGCCACCAUCAGCUGCAGAGUGAGGAACAACGAUGACUCCGUCAUCCAGCUGCUCAACCCCAACAGACAGACCAUUUACUUCAAAGACGUUAGACCUCUCAAGGACAGCCGGUUCCAGCUGGUGAAUUUCUCUGACAACGAACUGCGGGUGUCUCUGUCCAAUGUGUCACUCUCCGAUGAGGGACGCUAUGUGUGCCAGCUCUACACAGAUCCUCCUCAGGAAGCCUACGCAGACAUCACUGUCCUAGUCCCGCCAGGCAGCCCAAUCAUCGAGAGCCGCGAGGACGUGGUCAGCGAGGGGAACGAGACGGAGCUCACCUGCACAGCCAUUGGCGGCAAGCCAGCCGCCUACAUCAGAUGGAUGAAAGGGGAGGAAGAACUGACAGGUGAAACAGCAGUUGAGGAGACGUAUGACAGGAUGUUUACUGUCACCAGCCGGGUAAGAUUUUCUGUCACCAAGGAGGAUGAUGGAAUGCCAGUGGACUGCAUCAUUGACCACCCAGCUGUAAAGGACCUCCUGGCUCAAAGACACUUGGAAGUACUUUAUAAACCAGAAGUAAAGAUCGUGGUGACAUAUCCUGAAGGUUUAACCAGAGAGGGUGACAAUCUGGAUUUGACAUGUAUCGCUGAAGGAAAGCCACAUCCCCAUCAGAUUAACUGGCUGAGAGUAGAUGAGGAUGUGCCGCCUCAUGCUGUGGUCACCGGCUCUGAUCUCUACAUCGAGAACCUCAACAAGUCCUACAAUGGCACCUACCGCUGUGUGGCGUCCAAUGCUGUAGGAGAGGCUUAUGUCGACUACAUCCUCUAUGUACAUGAUGCUCCCACUACUAUCCCCACACCCACCACCAACCCAGUCAACACGCAAGACUCCAGAGCCGGGGAGGGGGCACCGCAGAAAAUUGACCACGCUGUCAUCGGUGGAGUGGUUGCUGUGGUGAUGUUUGCCAUCCUCUGCGCGCUCAUUGUUCUUGGUCGAUACUUUGCCAGACACAAAGGAACUUACUUCACGCAUGAAGCCAAAGGGGCGGACGACGCAGCCGAUGCGGAUACGGCCAUCAUCAACGCGGAGGGGGGACACAACAACACAGACGAGAAGAAGGAGUAUUAUAUUUAAACUGGACAGGCCAGGAGAGACGGGUGGGGAUGCUGGUGGUUGUGAUAGUGGUUGUGGUGGUGCUGUAGGAGCAUUGUGUCUAACUCUGAUUGGUUGAAGAUGACUUAAAGGCAGGGAGGGCAAUAUUUAAAGGGAAGGAGAAGAAAGAAAAAGGCGGGAAAAGUUGGACUGACGUGGUGGCCAAGUGGUAAGAAGAAGAGGUGUUGCUGAGUGUCCUAUUCGACCCUUCCUGGACAGCUGGGGCCUAUUCUGUACAGUUCAGUUAUUUUACAGACAAUUUUGUGCCUUGUUCUCUUUCUUUUGUUUGUUUCAUUGUUUUCCCCUCACACGCCGGUUGAAUUGGAUUCGUUUUUUUGUCUUUUAUCAUGUACUCCACUUGAUCUUUUGUUGCAUUUGGCUUCGUCUAUGUGUGCCGCAGCUAGCUUUGAGCUCAUGUACCCAGAUACAGCGUGAUGAGCCUGCUCCUCAGUGCUUUUUUCUUUUUUUUUGGAGCAAUCUACAGAGUUCAUUAACUGGAAUACGGUGUCAACACAUUUCUCCCCGCUGGGUCAAAGUCCAACAGUGCCUGCAAGUUCAUCAGAGGCCCCCCCUCCUCCCCACAUUCCCUCGUACAGGCAGGUCUGAUUGGGUUUCAAGUAUUACAGCGCAGAUUUCCCUCAGCCCCUUUGAGGUCAGGUUCACUGUGUCGAUUACUUAUAUAACAGUCGUGAGUAAUUUUGCUCAUCAUAGAAUGUAUUUGUACAUGAAGGUGAUGUAAAAGUGGCGGUACGUACCAUUUCGCACCAAACCACACAGUACAACCAAUCUUUUGUGGUUUCUGACGAUUAGUCGCUAAGAGGCUUUUGCCCAACUCCACCUACGAUAUCUCGGCAGCUGUAAUGUGCCAUGAUAUACAGUUCUAAGUUCUAUAUAGCCCUUUCUGUCAUUUCUGAUUGGGAUACAUAAAUAAUGAAUCUAUAAUAGAGAGAGAAUAACUCUACACAAUGCCUUUUGCUAAGCUUCAGAUAAGCUUGAUGUCUCUAUGAUAAAUAGAAAACUACAGCCAACAGCCAGCUAGCUUGAGACUUGGCUACCUUGAGCUUCACUGCAGCUUGUAAGUGUAGCUGAUUCUACCCCUCUUCAGUAGUUAUUGACCCAAAAGACUCUGUUUGCAGGUGUUAUUAUGGGUCAAACUUUACAUUCACACAUACACGCCUUACACAAAAUAGGUCCUGCUACACUGAUCGUAACAUUUUAUUUAAAGGUAUUCAUUAGCUGUUGGUAUACCCUGCCAUGUGUCUGUGCGCUUUUGUUUUAAAUAUGACAUUUGUCACCUUUUCAUACCACCCACGUAGUCUACCUUGGACCAAAUCUAAUAAUUAUAGUGCGCUUAUACAGUAUACAGCAAGUAUAGCUUGUGUAAAGCAUAGAGCUUUGCAGUGAGCUUCUCGCUAAAUAACUGACUUUAUUUGAUGGCACACUAUAUUGGCCAGUUAACUGGGAGAUGUUAAAAGGCCUUGAGUUAUUAAUUUUCCAAGGUUUUACCCUUUUAUUUGCCGUAUCUAAGGGAAGAAAGAAUAUUAGGCCUUCAGUGUUUCCUGCCCAUGUAAAAUAUCCUGGCACGUCUCUGUCAAUACAGCACGUGAACAAAAAAUUCACAGCUUAUUUUUAUUUAUUUUUUUGCCCUUACCCAUACACAAGUAUUGCUGCAAAUAUGAAUGAGUUAUAUUUUCUUGCUGUGUUUUUAGACAUUUCACCUUUGAUAACUUGCGAGGGCUCUUGGCCAUACAAGUUAUCAAAGAUUUGCAGAUAGCUUUAGACUUGGGGGAAAGAUAAUUUUCUUACUGUCAUCCUGCAGCCACAAACCUUCACAGACGAAGUGUCUGCUGUUAGAAAUUUCUCUCUUUUUGUUCGACAACACAAAUCGGCAGUGUGCACACGGCGCGCGCUUCAUCUCUGACUAGAAGAGGAAAAUCCGUUUGGUAAUUAGCGAGUGAUUUCAGUGUAUUGCCUAAAAUAAUGGAGGGAAAAAAAAUCUGUAAAUGUAUUAUGAAAAAGGAUAACCACUGCCUUAAACCCACCUCUUGAUACUUAUCAUUAUAAAGGAAAAGACUGAAGGACUUAAUUUAGUGCCUUCUCCUUUGAUUUUGAGGCAUAUGGUUAGUAUCAUACAGUAUCCUCAUGUACACUCUUACAGUAUACCUUGUAUAUAUCCGUCCUUUCUAACUUACAGGGCCAAUACUCAUCCCAGUCGUCUGUCCGCGCACCAUAGAGCGGCAUCACAAUUACAACCUGCAGCAUAAAAAAGCUGGAAUGAGUUUAAAGCUGGAAAAGAAAAAUAGUAUUGGCAGCUUCCACUGACUAGAAUGUUGUAUUCCAGGAUAUAGUACUUGUCUUAAUUAAUGACCACAAAAAAAGUGUUAUUAUCUCAGCUUCACUUCAUUUAUUAUUUAUUUGGAUAUUUUCAAGGACAAGGCUCUGUAGUACUGUAUUAUCAGAGAGGAAUACUGUACUUAAAGCUAUAAUAAGCUACAAUAAAAGUAACUUUUCUGGAUUGUAGUUACAGUGUCAUGGGAACAGUUAUGUGCAUGACCUUUUUGUUUUCUGGGAUUUGAUAUUUAUCUUAAAUGGUGAUUGCUGCUUUUAAUGGGGCAACGUUAAAAGAUCGCCGGAAGCAUCGUUCUAAUUCCGUUUUUGAUUUUGUUAUUUUGAAAUACUUGAUAUUGAGUAUGUUUGUUUUCACUCUCUCAGGUUCAUGAGUGUUAAUAGUUGUGUUUUUUUGCAUCUCAGGUAGAAUGCAAAUUUAUGGCCCCAAGUAUAUACUGUAGUACCACAGCUAUUCGAAAAAGUAAAGAAACCACAGGAUGUACAUGUUUUUCUCAGUUGUACAAGUUUAUGUGUUCUUAAUAUGGUGCACUGUUACAGUAAACGUUAAUUAUUUUGCAUAGACCUAGUUCACAAAGAAAGAAAAACUAGAUUUGUUAAGCAGACAAAAAUGAUGUACAGUCAGUGUCAACAAAAUCACGAUGAUGUUCAUGAAACCUCUUCUUCUUCUUCCUCCUCCACUGUAACAUUUUGCUCAUGCAGUAUCGGUUAUUUAGUAAUUAUAGGAUGUGACCACAGACAGUCAAUCAAGCAUCUGUUUGCAUUCAUAGAUGAAGAUGGUGUAUUUACUGUGACAUGAAGUUUUAUCAACGAUCUGUAACGUCUUGGAUAUUUGGAUGAACUUUAUGUUUAAAGCCUGGGGCGGCGGCGUGGGGAAGGGUCGGGAGCAGGGUGGGUGGGUCGCUUGUUUUAUAACCCCACAAUGGUUGUUUAUGUUGUUGAAUCUUAAAUUUCUCUCUAUUCCCAGGUGGCAUAUUUUCUUUUGUGUAGUGAAGAGGAUGUUUCUCAUAUGGCCAUGCAUAUUUUGUAUUGGUUCACGCCAACAUUUUUACAAAAGGAAAAAAAAAAAUCAGAAGAGUACUUGUCUUAAUAAAAAGAUAUCAAUGUUUAAA
Haplochromis burtoni (Burton's mouthbrooder) is the source of this 5314-nucleotide messenger RNA. RefSeq names its product cell adhesion molecule 1b (gene cadm1b). The record is from RefSeq and is a predicted model, not a curated record. The transcript is spliced from 12 exons. Gene Ontology annotation, biological process: susceptibility to natural killer cell mediated cytotoxicity; detection of stimulus; cell recognition. Bases 723 to 1838 code for a protein of 371 amino acids. Gene Ontology annotation, cellular component: synapse; plasma membrane; neuron projection. Gene Ontology annotation, molecular function: signaling receptor binding. NCBI's taxonomy places the organism in Eukaryota, Metazoa, Chordata, Actinopteri, Cichliformes, Cichlidae.